Messenger RNA from Lepus europaeus (European hare), 5128 nucleotides. It is a transcript of the gene NRP1, whose product is annotated as neuropilin 1. The record is from RefSeq and is a predicted model, not a curated record. The transcript has 17 exons. Gene Ontology annotation, biological process: axon guidance; angiogenesis; vascular endothelial growth factor signaling pathway. The coding region runs from base 40 to 2808 and encodes 922 amino acids. Gene Ontology annotation, molecular function: vascular endothelial growth factor receptor activity; semaphorin receptor activity. Lineage: Eukaryota; Metazoa; Chordata; Mammalia; Lagomorpha; Leporidae. Gene Ontology annotation, cellular component: membrane.
CGCGAUUCCCGCUUGCGCCUGCGGAUCUGCGAAGGGAGCAUGGGGAGGGCGCCGCUCCUCUGCGCCGCGCUCGCGCUCGCCCUGGCCGCGGCCGGCGCCUUCCGAAGCGAUAAAUGCGGGGACACCAUCAAAAUCGAGAGCCCCGGGUACCUGACGUCCCCCGGCUACCCGCACUCCUACCACCCGAGCGAGAAGUGCGAGUGGCUGCUGCAGGCGCCCGACCCCUACCAGAGGAUCCUGAUCAACUUCAACCCCCACUUCGACCUGGAAGACCGCGACUGCAAGUACGACUACGUGGAGGUCAUCGACGGGGAGAGCGAGCACGGGCGUCCGGCGGGCAAGUUCUGCGGGAAGAUCGCCCCGUCGCCCGUCGUGUCCUCGGGGCCCUUCCUCUUCGUCAGGUUUGUCUCCGACUACGAGACGCACGGUGCAGGGUUCUCCAUCCGCUAUGAGAUUUACAAGAGAGGUCCUGAGUGCUCCCAGAACCACACGAGCCCCAGCGGCGUGAUUAAGUCCCCCGGGUUCCCCGAGAAAUAUCCCAACAGCCUGGAGUGCACUUACAUCAUCUUCGCUCCGAAGAUGUCGGAGAUCAUCCUGGAGUUCGAAAGCUUCGACCUGGAACCGGACUCCAACCCCCCCGGGGGGAUGUUCUGCCGCUACGACCGGCUGGAGAUCUGGGACGGCUUCCCCGACGUGGGCCCUCACAUCGGACGCUACUGCGGACAGAAAACGCCGGGCCGCAUCCGAGCCUCCUCGGGCAUCCUGUCCAUGGUGUUCUACACCGACAGCGCCAUUGCCAAGGAGGGCUUCUUGGCCAACUACAGCGUCCUGCAGGGCAGCAUCGCGGAAGAUUUCAAGUGCAUGGAAGCUCUGGGCAUGGAGUCAGGGGAGAUCCAUUCCGACCAGAUCACGGCCUCCUCCCAGUACAGCACCAACUGGUCUGCAGAGCGCUCCCGGCUGAACUACCCCGAGAACGGCUGGACACCCGGGGAGGACUCCUACCGAGAGUGGAUACAGGUGGACCUGGGCCUCCUGCGCUUUGUCACAGCUGUGGGGACACAGGGCGCCAUUUCCAAGGAGACCAAGAAGAGAUACUUCGUGAAGACCUACAGGGUAGAUGUCAGCUCCAACGGGGAGGACUGGAUCACCCUGAAGGAAGCAAAUAAAGCCCUGAUCUUCCAGGGGAACUCCAACCCCACCGACGUGGUGUUCGGCAUUUUCCCCAAACCGCUGAUAACACGGUUUGUUCGAAUCAAGCCCCUGACCUGGGAAACCGGCAUCUCCAUGCGGUUUGAGGUCUACGGCUGCAAGAUAACAGAUUACCCCUGCUCCGGGAUGCUGGGCCUCGUGUCCGGGCUCAUUUCCGACUCCCAGAUCACAGCAUCCAACCAGGGGGACCGGAACUGGAUGCCUGAGAACGUGCGCCUGGUGACCAGCCGCUCUGGCUGGGCCCUGCCACCAGCCCUCCACCCCUACACCAACGAGUGGCUCCAGGUGGACCUGGGCGAGGAGAAGGUGGUGAGGGGUGUCAUCGUGCAGGGCGGCAAGCACCGGGAGAACAAGGUGUUCAUGAAGAAGUUCAAGAUCGGGCACAGCCAUAACGGCUCUGACUGGAGGAUGAUCACAGAUGACAGCAAACGCAAGGCCAAGUCUUUCGAGGGCAACAGCAACUACGACACACCCGAGCUGCGGACCUUCCCGCCAGUGUCCACGCGGUUCAUCAGGAUCUACCCUGAGAGGGCCACGCACGGCGGCCUGGGGCUGCGCAUGGAGCUGCUGGGCUGCGAGCUGGAAGUGCCCACAGCGGGGCCAACCACCCCUAACGGGAACCCCAUGGAUGAGUGUGACGACGACCAGGCCACCUGCCAUAGCGGCACGGGGGAUGACCUCCAGCUCACAGGUGGCACCACUGUACUGACCACGGAGAAGCCGACGGUGAUAGACAGCACCAUGCAAUCAGAGUUCCCCACGUACGGAUUCAACUGCGAGUUCGGCUGGGGCUCACACAAGACCUUCUGUCGCUGGGAGCAUGACAGCCACGUGCAGCUCCGGUGGAGUGUACUGACCAGCAAGACCGGGCCCAUCCAGGACCACACAGGAGACGGCAACUUCAUCUACUCCCAGGCCGACGAGAACCAGAAGGGCAAGGUGGCCCGGCUGGUGAGCCCCGUGGUGUCCUCGCAGAGCAGUGCCCACUGCAUGACCUUCUGGUACCACAUGUCCGGCUCCCACGUGGGCACACUGAGGGUCAAGCUGCGCUACCAGAAGCCGGAGGAGUACGACCAGCUGGUCUGGAUGGCCAUCGGGCACCAAGGAGACCACUGGAAGGAGGGCCGCGUGCUGCUGCACAAGUCCCUGAAGCUUUACCAGGUGAUUUUUGAGGGUGAAAUUGGCAAAGGAAACCUGGGUGGGAUUGCCGUGGAUGACAUCAGUAUCAACAACCACAUCUCCCCAGAGGACUGUGCAAAACCAGCAGACCUGGACAGAAAGAACCCAGAAAUUACAAUUGAUGAAACAGGCAGCACCCCAGGUUACGAAGGCGAAGGGGAAGGAGACAGGAACAUCUCCCGGAAGCCAGGUAGCGUGCUGAAGACCCUGGACCCCAUCCUCAUCACGAUCAUCGCCAUGAGCGCUCUGGGGGUGCUGCUGGGCGCCGUGUGUGGGGUGGUGCUGUACUGUGCCUGCUGGCACAACGGCAUGUCGGACAGGAACUUGUCUGCCCUGGAGAACUACAACUUUGAGCUCGUCGACGGCGUGAAGUUGAAAAAGGACAAGCUGAACACGCAGAGCAGUUACUCAGAGGCGUGAAAGCAGGCAGGCGGCGAGGCAAGUUGAAGAGUCUAAAGCCGGAGUGGAGGACAGGGCUCGGCACUCCGUGUGGCUGGGAGGCGCGUGGACGUGGACGCUGAGCCAGGCUCUUCUCAGGAGCUGCCAUGAGUGUGACCGGCAGACAGGAGCAAGGAGCACGCUCCCUCGCGGCUGUGUACAGUCGGGCAUCACGUGCUUGGAGUUGACACCAGGUGUGACUGGCCUAACCACUCACUGCAGCUCCCCUCCCCGCUCUCUCCUCCCUGUCGUGUGCACUCUCGGAAACUGCAGAAUCCGCCGUGCAGUGGGCUCUGUGAUGGAUGUGCCACCUGACGUAGCCCAGUGCCCAGAACACAAAACAGCUGCGUUUCCGGGGACCCCUGAAGCCGUCCCUGUGUGUCGUCGCCCACGUCGCGUGUGGGCCGCGAGGGGUCAGGACGUCUGGUUGUAAAGGUAGCCUCAGUCCCAGGCUAGCGUGUGAGCUCUCCUUACGAAGCAAUACCCUCAGCCCCUCUGCACCCCCACCCCCAGUGCUCGUGAGCUCCGCGGACAGAACUGCGCAUCGCACUCCGCCGCCGGCAGCCGGGCACACCGCCAACGGCCACGCCCAGUCCUUGGCACUGGCUAGUCCUGCAUCCUUCAAGUGCCUUUCGUUUGACCUGGUCCAUCGUGUUCCAUGGGCGACCCACUCUGGUUCCCACCCGGGAGCCCCGCUCCGAACUCCAACCCUGGCACCUGCGGCCCAAACAGAAGGGAUCUCUCAGUGCGAGGCGCCGGCCCCGGGAAGGCAAGGGCUCUGAGAUGGCAGUGUGGCUUGACCGGUCUGCUUCUCCUGUGGUUCAACCCCGUGUCUCGAUGCUUUUGUAUAAAGCUGCAAUACUCCUCCUGUUCUUUCAUAUGGAAUGUAUUUUCAAAUGUAAACUAUUGCUCUCUCUCUCUCUCUCUCUCUCUCUUGCUCUCUCUCUCUCUCUUGCUCUGUUUCUUUCUCCUAGAAUUUAAGCAUUUGCCGUUGUCCAGGAAAAAAAAAAACUUGCAGCUUUAACCUGCUGGGAAUGGCAAACGAUUUUACUAGACUUUAUGUUUAAAAGUAAAUAAAUAAGGGAAAUUCCUAACUUUGCCCUCCAAAGUCUAACUUUGGUUUUCUUGUUAACUGGUUAAAGUGACAGUAUCCUUUUUCCUUAAGCCAGUUGUCUGCCCCAAUCAGAACACUCUUCCAUAGACAUGUUUGCAUUUAUUAGAAAUGGCGGUAACCCGAAGGAGGAAAUAACACUGACUGGCUUUCCAGUGAGACCCAGAGGAUGGACGGAAUAAAAUCUUGAGAAUAUCUAAAAACGUGAGAUGUGCAGAAAUGCCAUGAGCACCCAGUGUACAGACGGGGGUGGGGAGCAGCAGCAGCAGGACACCUGGCAGGGGGGCAGCUUAAGGAAGGAGCAGGGGGAACAGACGUCCAGCCGGAUGUGUAGCCCGAGCUACUGGGCCACAGCCCUGAAAGGGUACACGUGACUGAUGCUUCCUGAAACUUCAGACAGCUGGCUCUGGGGGCUGGCCCCACCUCCCCCUCCAGCGGCCAUGCUGUGCAGGAUGGAAGUGCCCACUUCCUCUGGCAGCAACACUGCAGGUCGCCCUCCCUCCCCACCCCCCCAGUCCUUUGGCUGAGCGACAUCUGCAUCACAGACCCCGGUCCAUGCACCUAGGUUUACUGGGAUGCAGAACGCCGCCGUUUGCUUCCAGGAAAGUAUUGAUCACCAGGAAUGAACAGCUUCUGUCCACAGAAGCGUUUGUUCAGCCAUAACACUGAGUCACACCUGAUUUUUUUUUUUUAAAGGCAACAGACAUAAAUUGUCCUCAGCCGAGGAAAAAUGAUACUGCAACUUUAAAUUUUAAAGUAUCUUGCACUGAUAAAUAUAUUUAAAAAUUAUAUGUUUAUAAAGUUAUUAAUUUGUAAAGGCAGUGUUACAGAAUGUUCAGUUUAUAUUGUUUUAGAUUGUUUCGUAAUUUUAAAGGUGUAAAAUAACAUAUUUUUUCUUUAUUGAGAUCUAUAGAACUUUCUGUAGUAAAAUGUUUUCAUUUUACUGGUAUAUUAUUGCUUCAUGUUUUGUACCAUCAUAAAAAUUUGUGCAGAUUUUUUUUACAGAAAUUUUUAUUUUCUAUGAUAAUAUGACACUUGUAAAAUGAACAGCAAAGCCUUAACUUUAACUGAUGUUUGUAUUCUCAGACACUGAGCAGCAUAAAACCACACAGGACUGAACUGUAACCUGAACUCCAAACUAUGACUACUACAUUCCAAAGAAACAGCCGAAUUAAACGUUUUCAUAAAAUA